Syngnathus acus (greater pipefish) is the source of this 3680-nucleotide messenger RNA. RefSeq names its product Rap guanine nucleotide exchange factor (GEF)-like 1 (gene rapgefl1). Bases 175 to 2190 code for a protein of 671 amino acids. Gene Ontology annotation, biological process: positive regulation of GTPase activity; Ras protein signal transduction. Gene Ontology annotation, molecular function: guanyl-nucleotide exchange factor activity. The transcript has 16 exons. NCBI's taxonomy places the organism in Eukaryota, Metazoa, Chordata, Actinopteri, Syngnathiformes, Syngnathidae. Gene Ontology annotation, cellular component: plasma membrane. The record is from RefSeq and is a predicted model, not a curated record.
GCUUUGGGGCGGGGGCGGAGGCUGACGGAGGGAGGCUGCGGCAUCCGACCGACGACAAGCGUCGAGCGAGCGAGAGACGCGCGCCUGUGAUGUAGACGCGCUACCUGCCUGCCUGCCCCCCGUCCCGACCCGUCCCGUCCCGUCCUGUCCUGUCCUGUCCUGUCCACCCCCACCAUGCCGGCGGGGAUGAAGCCGCUCGAGAAGUUCCUAAAGAAGCAGACGAGCGCGCUUAGCCGAGCCGGAGGAGGUGGAGGAGGAGGUGGAGGACCGGGAGCCGGACCGGGAGGCGGCGGAGGAGGAGCGGACAAGACCGGCGGGGGGACCGCGGCGUCGCGGCGGAGGGCUAGCCUGUCCCGCGUCGUCCCCUUCUUCAGGGAGACCUCCCCGGAGGGGGGGCAGGCCCGCGAGCUCUUCAGCCCCGACAGCGAGGACGCCCCACCCUGGCCUCCUGCCGGCUCGUCGCUCAACGGCUCGGCUGGCGGCGACGCACGUAGCCCAUCUUUGUCCGGCGACGAGCAGAGUUCCGAAGCCAGCCCGGCGGCGGAAAGUGGCGGCGGCGGUGCCGCCGUUCAUGCCGACACGCCCCAAAACCUGAUGUUCGCCGUGCUGGACAGCGUGGCGGGAAAACGCUUGGUCAACUGCGCAGAGACGUUGCUGGAUGACUUCAUGUUGACUCAUCCCAUCUUUCUUACGGCCGACGCCUUUCAGCAAGUUCUACUGCAGCAGUUUUGUCUGCAUGUAGGGGAGGGGCCAGGUGAGGCAGGAGAGAGGCCGGGAGCGGAGGGGGAGCAGCAAGGAGAGAGCGGUCAGAGUGGGCCGUACGGGGAGGCGGAGCCAGACGACCUCCGCAGGAAGCGGGCCGUGCUCAGCGUGGCCUUUCGCUACCUGGACACAUACCGAGAACUCCUGCAGGAGGAGGGAGACAAAUUCCCAAAGGAAUUGUACUUGUGUGCGCUUCAGGAGCUCAGUCGACAUCCUGACCUGGUCGACGACGUCGUCAAACUGGAACGCUGGACUCAAAUUUUACACUGCUCUUGCAGCGAGGAAAAGGAGAGCCGCAGGAAGCAAGUGCGACCGCUCUUCCGCCAUUUCCGGCGAAUCGACGCCUGCCUGCAGCCCAGGGAGGCGUUCAGGGGCUCUGACGAGAUCUUCUGCAGGGUCUACACUCCCGACCACUCCUACGUAACCAUCCGAAGCCGGCUGUCGUGCCGUGUGGGCGACAUCCUGGCAUUGGUGCGCGAGAAGCUGCAGUACAGCGACGAGCGCCCGCUCCUUCCCGGCAAACUGAUCCUGGUGGCCGUCACGUCGGCCGGAGAGAAGGCGGUGUUCCGGCCAAGCGACGAAGCCGUCUUCACCACGCUGGGGGUCAACACGCAUUUGUUUACUUGCCAACCCUCGGAGCUCGACUCCCUGCUCCCUCUUCCCGAGGAGAUCCACUGGACGCCCGGAGACAGCAAACUUCACGACAUGUCAGCCGAAGAAGUGGCCAACCAGUUGGUGGCCUUCGACUGGGAGCUCUUCAGCUGUGUGCAUGAGGUGGAGUUUGUGUGUUAUGUGUUCCACGGCGAGCAGUCCCGUUGGCGCCCCCUCAACUUGGAGCUGGUACUACAGCGCUGCAGCGAGGUUCAGCACUGGGUGGCCACGGAGAUGCUGCAGUGCCACUCACUGCCCAAACGCAUUCAGCUGCUCAGAAAGUUCAUCAAGAUCGCUGCGCUCUGCAAACAACAGCAAGACCUUCUGUCCUUCCUGGCCGUGCUGCUGGGCUUGGACAACCCGGCACUCAGCAGGCUGAGGCUCACCUGGGAGGGUCUUCCGGGGAAAUUCCGCAAACAGUUUCAACAAUUUGAAAGCAUCACUGAUCCUUCUCGAAACCACAAGUCCUACAGAGACCUGAUCACCAGUCUUACGCCACCGCUCAUUCCCUUCACUCCUCUGCUGCUCAAAGACUUGACUUUUCUUCACGAGAGUUGUAAAACUUUUCAUGGCCAACACGUCAACUUUGACAAAAUGCACAAAGUGGCUGAAAUGGUCCGAGGCAUCCGCAGAUACCGCAGCGGACAACUGGUCAUGGAUACGGAGACGUCGCCGUCCCAUUUGCAGACGAAAGCGUACGUGAGGCAGCUGCACGUCAUCGACAACCAAAAUCUGCUCUUUGACUUGUCCUGCAAACUCGAACCCAGAGACGGAUAGACCUCACCCCCCCCCCCCCCCCCCCCCCCUCCACUAAAGGAAGAAAAAAACACGUGAAGGGGACAUGCCAAGAGGACACGGUAGGACACAUGCAAAGACGGGUGAAGACCGGCCCCACCUCCUCAUCUUCCUCUUCAGCCAAUCAGGACAAGCUUGGCUGUCAUUUAUUCCUUCAUUUGCAUUUCGGCCCCGCCCACAAAUAGCUAAUGACACUAAUCACUUCCUUUCUUCACGUCUUUACCUUAUUUCCUCCCCUACUUCUUUGCCAUCCUACCUGCUAAACUUAAAUCUUUCCUCACUUUCUUUACAGCCUUCAUUUCCUUUUCUUACUUCUAUUCAUUUCCUUACUUUCUUGUCUUUCCUUAUUUCCUUUCCUUCCUUCCUUCCCUGACUUUGUAAUCUCACUUCCUUACUAGCUUUCUUCACUUUCUAUUCUUGUGUCUAUGAGUCACUUUCUUUCCUUCCCCCCCGUCCUCACUUCUUUAUUUCGUGCCAAUUCUUUUCCUUUGUUCCUCGUUUCCUUUCCUCGUUUCCUUUCCUGGCUUCCGUGUGACGUGAGCGGACGCCUCCACCCAGGAAAAAAGGUUUCAACUAUUUUCCGACGAAGCACUUUGAUGACCCUCUCAGGGCUGCGAGGUUUUGUUUACUUCUUCUAUUGUCGUGCGAUGACUUCAUCAUUAUUAUGAUUAAUAUUGCUCUUAAGAUUAUUGUUGUUGUUUUUUUUUAGUUGUUGUGCACAACACUAUUUUUGACAAACAAAAGCUGUUUGCUCGACCGACACGUUUAGUGAGGUAUAUUGAGUCCCCAGGUGAGGUUGAAGCUGGACUUUUCCUUUGAAGGACUGCAAAGCACCGAUUAAGGCCGCCACUUGCGGGACCGGCAAGUCGUCCUCGGAUGCUUUUAUUAGCAACGUGACAAGAUGACAGUCGCUCAGAAUGCCGAGAUACUAAAAUGUCCACUCCGAGACAAAAUGGCAGUGUAGUUCAAGUGGCCACUUCCAAAAAAAAUUAGGGGGCUAGAUUGGCUCAUGCGCAUCGCUCAUCAAUCGGCAAUUGAUUUGGUGGGGCUGAUUGCUUUCAAAGUGCUCAUUCCAGGCUUUGGAGAAGACUACUUGUCACUUUGCUACUUUUAUCACUCAGGCGGGGACGUUUGUGUAAAUAGCCGCGGUGUAAAUAGACGAAACCCACGCAGAAUCUAUUUUACGUAAAAGCGUCCCGCUUGGUUUUUGCUUUGUCGGCUUUGGGUCGAUUGGACGCGGCGGCGGCAGGGAGUUAGCUAGCUAGCCGAGCCACCUUAACACCUGUUUGAAGAACGCAGCGGGCUAGCUAACAAACUAGUCCGCUAGCGAAGGAUGACGGACUGUUGACGCUUGAAUUUUAAAGUGGGAUAUUUUUCAAACUGGAGUCUUUGUAAUGUGAUUUUUCUGCACUUGAAAAUCUUGUCAUGUUCCUUCCUACAGCUACAAAAAUAAAUGCUGACCUGCGACCGAU